Molecule: messenger RNA, 609 nt
Organism: Colletotrichum graminicola M1.001
Lineage: Eukaryota; Fungi; Ascomycota; Sordariomycetes; Glomerellales; Glomerellaceae
Exons: 2
Coding region: 1-609 (202 amino acids)
Source: RefSeq, a predicted model, not a curated record
AUGUCGCCCCAAAAAUGUCUCCAGCAGCUGCUGAGCUGCGGCAGCACCUACCGGCGGCGUGGUAGAUUCACGCCCGAGGAGCACAAACGGAUCACGGCAGCUUUUGCAUCCCUGUCUCAGAACCUCGGCCUCAUCGAUCCCCAGACCAGGACCAGCUCCUACUUUCGACACAGAGUCUGUCAAGCAUUCUUACGUGACAUCGAACAGAUAGGCGGCAGGGACCUUGUUGUGCUCUGCGCGGCUGCUCUAGGUCUCACGCAAAUCGGGAAAAUGACCAAGGGGCAGAGAACAGAGCUCACCGAUCUCAUCAUCAGCCGACAGUCAGACAUCGAAUCGGCCGGCCUCGAUCUUGGGAGCGCAACUAUUACCGGGACCGCUGGUGGUGGUGAGAAGUUGAUUGGACUCUACCCUCCGACACCACGUAACCUUGCCGUAUUCAGCAGCCAGAAAGCCUUUGUCGAUACGCAUGCUCACCUCGAAAGGGGUGUUUUUAUGGCACUCACGAGUGAGGAGUGCUGUUUCAUUCCUGCUGGCUGGCUUCACACGCUAUAUACAACUGGCAGCGGGCCCACGGCCGUUCUGAAGUGGCCGACGUCGGAAUGUUUCUAA